GCUUUUGACUCACCUCACCCUUUCUGUUACGUUUCUCUCUCUGUACUCUUUGAAAGGACGGACGACGCAAGGAGAAAGAGAGAGAUAGAGAGAUGGAUCCAGACGCAGUAUCCAAGGCUUUCGUGGAGCACUACUACACCACCUUCGAUUCGAAUCGCGCAGGGUUGGUCUCUCUCUACCAGGAAGGAUCCAUGUUGACCUUCGAAGGCCAGAAGAUCCAGGGCUCUCAGAACAUCGUCGCCAAGCUCACCAGCCUUCCUUUCCAGCAGUGCAAGCACAACAUCACCACCGUCGAUUGCCAGCCCUCUGGUCCCGCCGCCGGAAUGCUCGUCUUUGUCUCCGGCAAUCUCCAACUCGCUGGCGAACAGCACGCCCUCAAGUUCAGCCAGAUGUUCCAUUUGGUCUCGAAUCAGGGAAACUACUACGUGUUCAACGACAUAUUCAGGUUGAACUAUGCCUGAGGAAUGUAGUGGCAGAGAGUCAGAGACUGAUGGAAGUUUGGUGGGUUAAUUUAGAAUUGAGAACUGAAGCUUGUUUUGCUCUCUGUCUUUACUUUAAUCAUUAGAGGGCUCUUUUUAACUAUGGUUGAGAUGACUUCGUAUUAUCUGCUUAUUAUCAAGGAUUACAAACAAAAGGUUUAUUUGAAAUAUGGUUCUCUGUUGGAACCCUUUUUCAUAUUGAAAAGUUUGCUAAAACA
Messenger RNA from Raphanus sativus (radish), 697 nucleotides. RefSeq names its product nuclear transport factor 2A. NCBI's taxonomy places the organism in Eukaryota, Viridiplantae, Streptophyta, Magnoliopsida, Brassicales, Brassicaceae. Gene Ontology annotation, biological process: nucleocytoplasmic transport. The record is from RefSeq and is a predicted model, not a curated record. Gene Ontology annotation, cellular component: nuclear pore central transport channel. The coding region runs from base 93 to 461 and encodes 122 amino acids. The transcript has 2 exons.